Molecule: messenger RNA, 1506 nt
Organism: Strongyloides ratti
Lineage: Eukaryota; Metazoa; Nematoda; Chromadorea; Rhabditida; Strongyloididae
Product: Small GTPase superfamily and Small GTPase superfamily, Rab type and Small GTPase superfamily, Ras type and P-loop containing nucleoside triphosphate hydrolase domain-containing protein
Exons: 2
Coding region: 1-1506 (501 amino acids)
Cellular component (GO): plasma membrane
Molecular function (GO): GTPase activity; GTP binding; calcium channel regulator activity
Source: RefSeq, a predicted model, not a curated record
AUGAUUAAAAAUAAUAUAAAUACUACUUCAAGAAAUUCAAUUUCUCCUCAAUACCGUAAAAAACAUCGUCAAUUACCACAAGCUCCAGAAUCAACUGAAAAUGAUGGAAAUAAUAUGUCACCAUAUCCUUCCCCUCAUUUAUCACCAAACACUUUAAAAGAUAACAGACCAUACAAUUAUAAUGCUUUAGUUACACCAACAUUAAGAUCCAAAAUUUCACAUAGUAAUAAUCAGACAUACUUAUUAAACCCAAAUUCAAUAUAUUUUGAUAAUAAUACAAUUGAAAUGUCACCAGGACAACCAUUAAGAUCACAAAGUUUUCGCCAUCGUCAUCGACCAUUAAUGGAAGUUAAAAAAAAUAUACAUGAAGAUAAUAUUAAUAAUGGUGAAAGAAGAAAGUCAACCCCAAACAUUUCAAGAAGGUAUUCUUUACAAAAAGGAAGAAUUGAUUUAGUUAGGACUGAUGUUUGGGCACAACCUAAAACAAGAAGUGAGAUAGAGGAAAGAUUUUUAAAACUUCCUGACUCAGAAGAUUAUACACGUGUUAGGCAAUUUAAGAUUGAUGCUAAGGGAGCCGUCGUCUCAAGAGGAGAUUCAUUUAGAAGAAAAAAAAAUAAUAAAAAUGAAAAUAGUCCAUCACCUUUUGAGACGGAGUCUUCUCGUGGUGAGGGAAAUGAUUCACGUAGUGGAAGUAUUGGUUCAACAGAAUCAACAAAAUUAAUUCAAUCUGAUCCAUUAACAAAUAGUAAUACAUCAGGAACAGAUUCACAGAUGCCAUCAACAUCAGUACAAUCAUAUAAAAUUUGUAUAGUAGGAAGUGUUGGUACAGGAAAAUCAUCAUUAAUAUCACAAUUUAUAACAUCAGAAUAUCGAAAUACAUUUGUUUGUGAAACAGAAUAUUAUGACAAUCAUGUCUCAGUAUGUAUAGAUGGACAUGAAUGUGAAUUAAUUUUUUAUGAAGAUAAUUUACAAGAUGAGGAAAUAUGGAAAAAAGAAUUAUAUCAUGCAUAUGUCUUGGUAUAUGGAAUAGAUUCAAAAAGUAGUUUUCGUAAAGCAAUGAAUGCAAUAGAUGAUAUAAGAGAAAUAAAUAAAAAUGUACCAAUAAUAUUAACUGGAAAUAAAGCUGAUUUAGAAAGAAAAAGAAAUGUGGCUAGGAAUGAUGUUAAAUCAGUAAUAUUUCAAUAUAAUAUACCACAUUUUGAAAUAUCAGUAGCAUUAAAUCAUGAUGUUGAUGAUUUAUUAGUUGCCAUAAUAGCAGAAAUAAGAGAAAGUCGUGAUUGUUAUGGUAAUUUAAAAGUUAAAAAAGAUAAUAUUGAAAAUACAUUUGGUGAUGUUAAUUUACAAGAACAUGAUGAUUUCAAAGCAGCAAUAAGAAGAUUUUCACAAAGAAAAAAAAAGCAAAUGGGGCAUAUAGGAGUAACAGAAACUCAAACCCCAAAAUGUUCGAGCUUUAAUCCUGUAGGAUUAAUUGAAAGAUUUAGACAAUGGAGAAAAGGAUCAACAUAA